AUGAUCAAUCAAUUAUAUUAUAUCUUUCUUUUUUGGUUCUCACUUUAUUGCUUCAUUACUUGCUCAGCUGCAGAUAUAAAAAAUAUUAGCACAGAUGAAUCUUCUCUUCUAGCAUUUAAGUCUCUCAUUACUUCAGAUCCACAUGGUAUGUUGGCUAAUAAUUGGUCAACUUCAUCAUCUGUAUGCAAUUGGGUUGGUAUCACUUGUGAUAAUAAACACAAUAGAGUCCACAGUUUGAAUCUCACAAACAUGGGUCUUAGAGGCACUCUUUCUCCAAAUUUAGGGAAUUUGUCGUUCUUAGUUAUACUUGAUCUCUCCAACAAUCGUUUUGGUGGUAUGUUUCCUAAUGAGGUAUGUAGGUUACGCAGACUAAAGGUUCUUGAUUUCGGCUUUAACGAUUUUGUUGGAGAAAUUCCUAUGGCAUUGGGAGAAUUAUCACAGCUUCAACAAUUAAAUCUCAGUAUUAACCAUUUCAGUGGUUUUAUCCCUCCAUCUUUAUGCAACUUGUCUAAGUUAGAGAACUUUAAUUUUGGAAAAAAUUCCUUGGAAGGAACCAUUCCACCUGUAAUAGGACAACUUGGUCGACUGAAACGAUUGAUUCUUACUUACAACAAGUUGUCGGGAUUCAUACCCAAAGAAAUCUCCAACAUAUCUUCACUUCAAGGAUUGUUUGUAGGUUCUAACUAUUUUUCAGGUCCAAUACCCGAGGAGAUUGGUUAUCUUGGUCAACUUGAGUAUUUAAUAUUGGCAUAUAACAACUUUAGUGGAUCUAUUCCUUCCAAUUUCCUUAACAAAUCAUCACUCACAAACUUGCAGAUUGAACAUAAUAGUCUCUCAGGUAUAAUUCCAUCUAAUAUGAACCUUCCUAGCAUAGUAACCAUACACUUGUAUCACAACAAUUUUGUUGGAAAUAUUCCAGCGAGUAUAUUCAACUUUUCUAACCUCAUUCAACUUGACUUGGGUGAGAAUGCAUUUAGUGGAACUUUGCCUAAUAAUGCCUUUGCAAAUUUAAGAUAUUUGAAAUAUCUAGUGUUAUCAAGCAAUCAUAUUCUACCGAAUCUUCCCAAGUCAAUUGGAAACAUAACUUCAGUAGCCUUUGUAGUAGAUUUUUGUGGAAUUUAUGGUAAUAUUCCCUUAGAAAUUGGAAACAUGAGCAAUUUGAUAGCUCUUUCUAUGGUUGGGAAUAAUAUAAAUGGCCCCAUACCUAGAACAUUAAAAGGGUUACAAAAACUUCAGAGAUUGGGAUUGAGCAACAAUGGUCUACAUGGAUCAUUUAUUGAUGAGCUUUGUGAAAUGAGGAGUUUAAUUGAGUUGUAUCUAUAUAAUACUAUGCUUUCUGGUGUUUUACCAACAUGUUUGGGAAACAUGACUUUUCUUGAACAUUUAGACUUAGGAUAUAACAACUUGAACUCUAAGAUACCUUCCUCUCUUUGGAGUCUCACAGAUAUCUUAGAGAUAAAUUUGACCACUAAUGCUUUCACUGGUAAUCUUCCACUUGAGAUUGGGAAUUUAAGAGCAAUUGUACUAUUAGAUAUAUCAAGAAAUCUAAUUUCAGGCAAUAUUCCUACAACCAUUACUUUCUUAAAAACAGUGGAAAAUAUAUCCUUAGCACAUAACAAUCUGCAAGGGUCAAUUCCUUCAUCACUUGGUGACAUGGUAGGCUUGAUCUCCUUGGACUUGUCCCAAAAUAUGCUCACUGGUGUUAUUCCAAAAUCUUUAACGUCACUUUUGUAUCUUCAAAAUAUCAACUUCUCAUAUAAUAGUUUACAAGGAGAGAUUCCCGAUGGUGGACUUUUCAAAACUUUAACAGCCCAAUCUUUUAUUCAUAAUGAAGCUCUUUGCGGAAAUCCUCGCCUACAAGUGCCUCUAUGUGCUAAACAAGUUAGGAAAAUUUCAAGGAAAAAAAAAUUAUUACUCAAAUGCACAAUUCCCUUAGUUUUGCUAACCGUUUUUGUUGUUGCAUGCAUAAUACUCAUAAAACAUAAAAGCAAAAAGGUUGAAAAUAAUCUUGAGAAAGGUUUAUCAACUUUAGGAGGUCAAAGAAGAAUUUCUUAUUAUGAACUUGUGCAAGCAACAAAUGGAUUCAAUGAGGGUAACUUACUUGGAAAGGGUGGAUUUGGCUCUGUGUAUCAGGGAAAACUUCUUGAUGAAUGUAAUUCAAUGAGAAAUCUACGACAUCGAAAUCUGGUUAAGAUUAUCAGCAGUUGUUCAAAUCUCGAUUUCAAAUCAUUGGUGAUGGAGUUCAUGUCAAAUGGAAGUGUAGACAAAUGGUUAUAUUCAUAUAACUAUUGCUUAAAUUUCUUGCAAAGGUUAAAUAUAAUGAUAGAUGUUGCAUCUGCAUUGGAAUACCUCCAUCAUGGUUCUCCAAUACCUGUGGUUCAUUGUGAUCUUAAGCCUACAAAUGUGUUGUUGGAUGAAAAUAUGGUUGCACAUGUUAGCGAUUUUGGUAUUGCAAAGCUCAUGGAUGAAGGACAAUCUAAAACUCAUACAAACACUUUGGCUACUAUUGGAUACCUUGCACCAGAGUAUGGAUCUGAGGGAAUUGUUUCUGUCAAAGGGGAUGUGUACAGCUAUGGGAUAAUGUUAAUGGAAAUCUUCACAAGAAGAAAACCUACAGAUGAUAUGUUUAUUGGAGAUCUAAGUUUGAAAACAUGGAUCGGUGAAUCACUGUCUGAUUCAAUUUUGGAGGUUUUGGAUUCUAAUUUAGUCCAACAAAAUGGAGAACAAAUGGAUGACAUAUUGACACACAUGUCAUCUAUUUUUGGUUUAGCCCUGAAUUGUUGUGAACAUUCACCUGGAGCAAGAAUCAAUAUGGCAGAUGUUAAAGCAACGCUAAUCAAAAUCAAGACUUUGAUUUUUGGAAGAAGUGCGAUCUAG
Vicia faba (fava bean) is the source of this 2877-nucleotide messenger RNA. Lineage: Eukaryota; Viridiplantae; Streptophyta; Magnoliopsida; Fabales; Fabaceae. The record is from the annotation of a GenBank genome assembly.